AUGGGGUGUUUAUUGUGUCUGCAUACUUUGGAAAACAACUUGCAUGUUUUUGUUGAUUGUCCAUAUGCACAGGAAGUUUGGUAUAGAGCUGGUUUACAGCUGCCUACUGGGCCGGGCGACAAUUUUAUAGAUUGGUUUUUGGGUGUAAUCAAUAGUUUGACAAAGGAGCAGAUAGCUAGGUGUUUGAUGCUCUUAUGGUGGAUUUGGAAAAACAAGAACAGUCAAUUGUGGGAACAUAAGAGACAGCAUGCAUCUGAGGCUGUGUUGCUCACUAUGGGUUGGUAUGAGGAAUUCAAAAAAGUAAAUGUGCAGCCAACGGAGAUUAGGAGACAAUUGGUGACAUGGACAAGACCACAAGAGAAUUGGGUGAAGGUUAAUUGUGAUGGUGCAUUCCAGCCGGCAACAAGAAAGGGGGGUGCUGGAGUUGUGAUCCGAGAUGCUAAUGGUGAUUUUCAAGUUGGUGCUGCUAGACCUCUCCCUUUAGUAACGUCGCCUUUCCAUGCAGAAUUGAUGGUGUUAAAGGAAGGGAUCAAUUUGGCAGUGGCAUUACAGCAUGAACAGGUACUGUUUGAAUCUGAUAGCUCUUUAUUGGUUCAAGCUUUGCAUUCAACUGAACCGGAUUUAUCUACAAUGAGUAUGUUGCUUGAUGAGAUCAGACUAGUGCUGCAAAAUCAUGGUGGUUAUAGAAUUAAUUAUGUACCAAGGGAAGCAAAUACAGUAGCUCAUGGAUUUGCUUCUCAUGCCUUAAGAAAUAGGGAUAGUCAAACUUGGUUUGUCAUAGCUCCCGAAUUUAUAAGGGAUGCCAUUCGAAAUGAUUGUAAUCGUUAA
Molecule: messenger RNA, 828 nt
Organism: Rosa rugosa (rugosa rose)
Lineage: Eukaryota; Viridiplantae; Streptophyta; Magnoliopsida; Rosales; Rosaceae
Exons: 1
Coding region: 1-828 (275 amino acids)
Molecular function (GO): RNA-DNA hybrid ribonuclease activity; nucleic acid binding
Source: RefSeq, a predicted model, not a curated record